GGGUAUUUCUCAGUACUCCGUUGCGUCAGUACACGACUUCUCUCAAUUGACAGUUUCAAUUUACCAUAAGUUGUUUCAUUUGAUGGAACCGACAAAUUUGUUUUGUUGUGGAAGACAAAAGAAUUCUGUAGGGUUUAGCCAUAGUUAAAUCUAAAAAAAUAUAUAUCCUCAGGGGUCUGCCUGGCUGCGGCUUAUCGUAAAAGUUUGAUCGUAUUUCUUGGGUAAUUUCCACUCAGCUGACGUGCUGCACAUGAGGCUCCCUUUUUUGUUACAGAGUUCAAGCAUGUAUCUUUUAAGAAUACUGUUUAUGUUACUGACAUUUACAACAUGUGCAACUUCACAAAUGGAAAUGAAAAACCCCCUACUUGACUUAUCCUGCGUAUUCUACUACAAUACUACUUAUAUCAUUUGCAUGUUUCAUUCAUCAAAGGAAAUUUCAAAGGAUGCUACCUAUUCAGUGACUUCAAGGCAAUUCUUGGAGGCACAUAAUCCUCAAAUGAUAAGAAAUGAAAAUAACAUAAUUAUUGGAUUUAAUGCCACAAUUAAUUCAAGUAUAUAUAAGUCUAUGAAGAUAAAAAUUAAUAUAUCAAGCACAGUCCUCGAUAACAGCAUGCAAUUUACUUUUCCUCUUCAUAAAAUAGAAAUACUUAGUCCACCAGAAAAUAUUACAAAAUAUUUUCAAAAUAAUGAUCUGUACCUUAUCUGGGGUAACUCAACAUCUUUGGCCACAGAUAACCCUAUCUGCUUCAAAUAUGAAAUCAGCAUUUUUAAUGGCAUCAAGGAAGAAAAGGAAGAAACUGAAGAAACACACUUCGUUUUACCAAAUAUAGAUCGUACUAAGAAGUAUAUUAUUAAACUGAGAGUAAAAAAAAAUGGAAAUUAUUGCAGGGACAACCAACAUUGGAGCAACUGGAGUGAAGUAAUUUCUGUGGACAGCAUCAAGCAUCAUCAAGAAUGGAUUUUUCUGCCUUUGAUGUUACUCAGCUUCCUUCUUUUUCCUGCGUUGAUUUUCUUAAUCUUGAGAUGUCCAAGUUCAAAGAUUCUGAAAGUCAUUUUCCCACCAAUUCCUGUCCCUGCCAAUAAGAUUAAGCUCUUUUUGGAAAAAGACAGACCUGUGCAGACUCCUGUAUUAUCUGAAUGGAAAAGCACACCUGAAGAUUUUAUUGAGAUAGAAGAACGCAGGGAAAAUGUUUUAAUUGGUGCCCUACAUAUUGGUUAGCACUGCUACCUUAAAACUAAUGGGUUUGAAUUCUCUUCCAUGCACUGCCACUUCCUCCUACAUUCUAAAGAUGUUUGUGUUAGGAUAAUUUGACCUGAUAUGAGUGAGUGUACAGUAUUGCUUCCUGCAGACCCUCUUUAAUUUUAAACUGGACUACUGUUGAUGGACAGAUGGAUGGAAUACAGCGAAUGCCUUACUAAUUUAAUAAUUAAGUUAUUGGGUUGACUUAAUGUUCUUCACUGUCUCUUUCCUGUAGUAUUAAGUAGUGCUAAAAUAUGUGUCACAUUGCUGACAUGUGAAGUGUUUCCAGACAUACAGGCAAAUAUGCUACUGACAAAAACAAUACUACUGUUUAGUAAUACUCUUUAAUGUACAAGAAAUUUUAUGAAGAAACAUGAAUUGUACUUUUUAAAUAUUUCUAAGAGUAUAAAAAAUGAAUGUCACAAAAUAUAUCACAUAAUAGUAUGGAUUUCAGGUAAUACGCGUAGUGUAUUGUUUAUUGCAAUGUUUAUAUUUUUUAAAAGCUUGGUCCAAUAACAAAGAAUUACAAGAAUAACAAGAAUAAUAAAUAAAUAAGAUAAUGUUUCAGAAUUACAGCUAUCUAUUAAAAAAUAGACACAUUAGUUAAAAUGUUUUUGUUAAUAAAAAGAAACAGAACAAAAAAAGACGUGUUUUUUAAUACUGGCAUAGGCAUGACAUGUACAUUUUUAAGAUUCCUGUGCAACACAGAGUAUUUGGAAGUAUUAUAAUAAUCUAGAAUUGUAUUGCCAUACUGGCAUAAUUUAGAACUGUACUAGCAUUAUUGCAUCUCGUCUAAUGCUCACUGCAGCAUGGGUAUAUCAUUUAAACUCUUAAAUUCAGUUAGUCAGGAUUAGUAAUAAUUAUUUGGGUUAUAGUAUAUUCAUUAAGGAUAAAAGAUGAUUUUGUUAUAUUGUAAAGGAUAAGUUUGGUAUUUUUCAAGUCAAAGUUAUUUCUUCACAAAUGUGGUAUACAGUAUAUGCAUUUGCCACGUGAAAUAGUGUACUACAUUUUCCAUCACGGGAAAAUGAGUUGUAAAGUUGUGUUUCCUGUAAAUGUAAAAAUAUCUUGUUCAUGCCAAUGCUUUACCACGUUUGUGAAGAAAUAACUUCGACUUGAAAAAUACCAAACUUAUCAUUUAACAGCUUAGACUUCUUAAAUGUAUUGAUAUUGAUAUUAAAUAUUAUGGGACCCAAAUCAUACCAAUGACUCCAUUAGCAAGUGCUUCAUCCCAUGGUAGGAAUCUAAAUUAUUUAACCUACUGUAUUAUAUUCUCUACCCUCAAAUUCUGCCACAUUAGUAAAAAAUGUUUUCCCAGAGUGGCAUUAAAAUAGCCUCCAGUGAUGUUUGCUUGAAGAUGCUCUCCCCAUUAAAGACAUCUGACUAAGGUCUAAUAAGAGACCUAAUAAUGCAACAAUCCAGUCUAAUAUGACAGUUGAAGACACAGAGGUUCAUUCACCCUAUUAGUAGAAUAUCUGCAGUUUCAGAUUUUGGCAUACUCUGGCAAUUUGGAGCUCUCUGAAUCACUUAGAGCUGUUUUGAGAAACAUUUUAAAGUAAUACAAAACAGAAUCUACAAAACCAAAAUUAUUUGUCCAUUUAUUUAUUUAUCCACCACAUUCCUGAUUCUUUCUUUUAAAAGCACGAUAUUCGAGGUGUAUAACACCAAAUGUGUUUGUUAUGCUGAGUGGUUUUUGCUUCUCUGUAAAACAUCUUGUUAUGUUCAACUUCUGAGAUAAUUUCAAGAGUAAACUAUUUUCCAUGAAAAAGGGAAGUGAACCAUGCUUUUAUUAAAGUUUCCAGUAAAGCUGAACUACACUGCUCACAAAAAUUAAAGGAACACUUUAAAGAAACACAUUAGAUACAUCAGAUCUCAAUAUGAA
Molecule: messenger RNA, 3119 nt
Organism: Polypterus senegalus (gray bichir)
Lineage: Eukaryota; Metazoa; Chordata; Cladistia; Polypteriformes; Polypteridae
Product: interleukin-5 receptor subunit alpha-like
Exons: 9
Coding region: 251-1219 (322 amino acids)
Biological process (GO): cytokine-mediated signaling pathway
Cellular component (GO): external side of plasma membrane
Molecular function (GO): protein binding; cytokine receptor activity
Source: RefSeq, a predicted model, not a curated record